GCGGCGGCGGCGGCCGUCCUCAUCCCGGCGGCCCAGCGCUCGAGUGCACGCGGGGCUUCGCAAAUGGCUUGUCCCGCUCUGGGUCUGGAAGCUCUUCACCCUCUGCAGCCGGAGCCGCCCCCCGAGCCUGCUUUUUCCGAGGCGCAGAAGUGGAUCGAGCAAGUAACUGGCAGAAGUUUUGGUGAUAAAGAUUUUCGGACGGGGUUAGAAAAUGGAAUCCUUCUCUGCGAGUUGCUGAAUGCUAUAAAGCCAGGACUUGUUAAAAAGAUCAAUAGAUUGCCUACCCCCAUUGCGGGAUUGGACAAUAUCAUCUUGUUCUUAAGAGGUUGUAAAGAGCUUGGCCUUAGAGAAUCUCAACUUUUUGACCCUAGUGACCUACAGGAUACAUCCAACAGAGUAACAGUCAAGAGCCUUGAUUACAGUAGGAAACUAAAAAAUGUAUUAGUUACCAUUUAUUGGCUGGGAAAAGCAGCAAAUAGCUCUGCGUCCUAUAGCGGCACGACGCUGAACCUGAAGGAGUUCGAAGGCUUGCUGGCUCAGAUGAGAAAGGAGACCGACGACAUUGAGAGUCCUAAACGUAGUAUCCGAGACAGUGGCUACAUAGACUGCUGGGAUUCUGAGCGCAGCGACUCCCUGUCUCCCCCUCGCCACGGCAGAGAUGACUCCUUCGACAGCCUGGAUUCCUUCGGCUCCCGUUCCCGGCAGACCCCUUCACCAGAUGUAGUCCUCAGGGGAAGCAGCGAUGGGAGAGGAAGUGACUCUGAACCCGACUUGCCCCACCGGAAGCUGCCGGAUGUGAAGAAGGAUGACAUGUCUGCGAGGCGGACUUCCCAUGGUGAGCCGAAAUCAGCAGUGCCUUUUAACCAGUACCUCCCGAACAAAAGCAAUCAGACGGCCUACGUCCCCGCUCCUCUGAGGAAGAAGAAAGCAGAGCGAGAGGAAAAUCGGAAGAGCUGGAAUACUGCCACCUCCCCCCUCGGUGGGGAGAGGCCCUUCAGCUAUCCUGAAACAAUAGAGGAAGAGGGAAGUGAAGUGGGGUCUCCUUGUGAAGAGGACCCAGUCGGCCCAGUGGAUCCUGGUGGGAAGCCUUCCGAUGGUGGGUUAGAAUUACCCACAGGCAGUGGUCAGGAGCAGCCUUCUCCAGAGGGGGCUGUGGGCACCCCAGCUCCCAAGUCUGAAGGAAAAGAUGCUGUUGAAAUCCAAAAGCGCAGAAGGCUAGAACAAGCUGGAAUCAAGGUCAUGCCCGCGGCACAGCGCUUUGCCAGUCACAAGCCAUUAAAUAAUGAGAAAGAAGCUGUUCAUGACAUUAUCCUUCGCAAAGAAAACCCUUUCCUGACCCACCAAUGUGGCAAAGAUUCAGAGUCAGAAGAGGAAGUUGCGCCUCGGCGGCCCGAUCUUGAGAAAGAUGACUUUGCUGCAAGGAGAGUGAGGAUGAAGCAGACCAAGCCAGCGGUGCCAUUGAACCAACUCCUCUAUGGGCCUUACCGAAAAAAAGAGGUGGAGAAAUCAGAGAGCAGCAAACAGCUCUCAAAGGGAAUUUCAGAAAAAAGUCUAGAAUAUAAAAGGAACCAGGGCCAAGAGGUGAAGUCAGUGGUGGCCUGUAUUACUCGGACUCAGGAGAGCAAACCGGCAGAAGAGGGAGUGAGGAAGGUGCCAGACCUUUACAGGGAUGACCUGGCUCAGCGGAGAAUUCAGGGCUUCCUUGGCCCUCACCAAGAGGCUCCAAGAUUUGUCACAGUCUCCAAUAUCACCGAAGCGGACUUGGAGACGUGGGAGAGACUGAAAGUGUCAGGAAAGACGAGGGAUGGAGAUGUUGAGCCCAUCUGUGCCCCUGAGCCUUCACCAGAAAUUAAAGCAGAAACUGCCAUUCGUGAUGAUUUUGCCAGCCGCAAAGCGAGGGCCUAUAAGAAAGCUUCCAGCCCUCAGCAAAAGUUUGUGCACUUUGGACCCGUGACAGAGAUAGAUCAGCAGAAAUGGAAGCGGCUCAGCAUCGGCCGGGCUGGGCCUAGGGAGGACGUGGAAGGAGUCCUCAGUCGUGGCAGCAAGACCAAAACUAACUCUGUCUCCCCUUCCUCUGCGGCCACGUCCAGUUUAGGAAAAGACCAAAUGCUUACUGCACAGCAUGACCACAGAAUAGUGAAUUCUGGCGUAGGGGACUGUUGCAAAAGGGUGUCGCGGCUGGGUCCCGUAUUGGAGACCCAGGAGGAGCACGUCUGCGGUUUGAGCGAGCACCCAGGAGCGGAGGAAGCGACAUGCAAACAGCUGCCGCAGGAUGGCAAGGAAGAGAAGGAAGGAGUUGCUCAAAGAGAUUCUGAGAUGCCGCCAAAGGCUGAGCCAUCAGAGGAGAGCGGCCAGCCACUUGUGUGUCCCCUGGCCUCCGAAUGCAAGACUUCGGGGACAGAAGAGAGCUCAGAGAGGAUGACAGCUCCUGCCUGGAGCAGCAGCAGACCGAAAGGCCCAGGAAAGUUGUGUGACUCACAAAAAGAUGACAUGAUGGUCAGAAGAACCGGGAUGUGUCUUAGACGCGUGGGAGCCAACGUAAACCAGUUCCUUCCAGUUCCAUUUGCAAAGCGGCAGGAUGUGGAGGAAUCUGCCCGGGGUCCGCCGUUGAAGGAUAAGAGAUACGGUCCGAGAACUCCUGUGUCUGAUGACGCAGAGAGCACGAGUAUGUUUGACAUGCGGUGUGAGGAGGAGGCCACGGUGCAGCCGCACAGCAGGGCCCGCCAGGAGCAGCUACAGCUGAUAAAUAACCAGCUGCGGGAAGAGGACGACAAAUGGCAAGAUGACCUGGCUCGCUGGAAGAGCCGUAGAAGAAGUGCUUCUCAGGACUUAAUCAAGAAAGAGGAAGAAAGGAAGAAAAUGGAGAAGUUACUGGCUGGAGAGGAUGGAACAAGUGAACGAAGGAAAAGCAUCAAAACCUACAGAGAAAUUGUUCAAGAAAAAGAGCGGCGAGAGAGGGAGUUGCAUGAAGCCUAUAAGAACGCACGGUCCCAAGAAGAGGCAGAGGGGAUCCUUCAACAAUACAUUGAGCGGUUCACCAUCAGCGAGGCUGUUCUCGAACGCUUGGAGAUGCCAAAAAUUCUGGAAAGAAGCCAUUCCACAGAGCCAAAUUUAACCCCCUUCCUGAAUGACCCUAGCCCCAUGAAGUACCUGCGGCGACAGUCACUGCCCCCACCCAAGUUCACUGCCACCGUGGAGACCACCAUCGCUCGGACCAGCGUUCUGGACACCAGCACGCCAGCAGGCAGCGGGUCUCCAAGCAAAACUGUCACCCCCAAAGCUGUGCCUAUGCUGACACCCAAGCCUUAUUCCCAGCCCAAAAACUCGCAAGAGGUUCUGAAGACCUUUAAGGUAGAUGGGAAAGUCAGCGUGAAUGGAGAAACAGUUCAUGGUGACAAGACGGAGAAGGAGAAAGAAUGUCCCUCGGUGGCCCCUGCCCCCUCGUUAACCAAAUCCCAGAUGUUUGAAGGUGUGGCCAAAGUGCAUGGGUCCCUGGUGGAGCUCAGACAAGGCAACAGUAGCAUUGAGAUCAGCAUAAAGAAGCCAAAUUCUGUUGUCCAGGAACUAAGAGCAACCACUGAGGAAACUGAACAGAACAGUCAAGAGGAUGUAAAUGAUGGCGAAAAACCACAGAAAGGAAAUACAGAACUUGCCCCAUCAGAGCCACAGCAUUUUACGACAACCGUGACCCGAUCCAGCCCAACCGUGCCCUUUGUGGAGUUUUCCUCCAGCGCCCAGCUGAAGAACGAUGCACCAGAAGAAAAAGACCAGAAGAAAAUGGAAGAUGAGAUGAGUGGAAAGGUGGAGUUGGUGCUGUCACAAAAGGUGGCAAAGCCAAAAUCACCAGAACCAGAAGCAACCCUGACGUAUCCAUUUCUGGACAAAAUGUCUGAAACCAACCAAUUACACUUGCCAAAUCUCUAUUCUCAAGAGUCCUCUGGCCCUGCCAGCAUCCCGCUGAGAGUUCAGAACUCUUGGCGACGUUCCCAGUUUUUCUCCCAGUCAGUGGAUUCUCCAGGCAGUGAAAAGUCACCUGUAACUACACCUCAGUUUAAGUUCUGGGCAUGGGACCCAGAAGAGGAGCGCCGGCGACAGGAAAAAUGGCAACAGGAGCAGGAACGUUUGCUUCAGGAGAGGUACCAGAAGGAACAGAACAAGCUGAAAGAAGAGUGGGAAAAGGCCCAGAAGGAGGUGGAAGAGGAGGAACGCAGAUACUAUGAGGAGGAGCGCAAAAUAAUUGAAGACACCGUGGUUCCAUUUAUUCUUUCUUCAAGUUCUGCAGACCAACUAUCUACAUCCUCCUCUGUGACCGAAGGCAGUGGGAAAAUGAAUAAGAUGGACUUGGAAAACGGUCGAGAGGAAGAACAAGAGACAAGACAGAGGAAGCCGCUCCAGGGAGACAACAGUGAUUUAUUGCAUAACCCUCGGGAAGAUUGGCCACCAGAGGAAGCUGGCAGCCUAACUCAAGGGGCAUUGGCUCAUUCUAAGAAUCCUGUAUGGAAAGGAGGCCAUCAGGACCAACAGUUGGAUACAGAAACUGGGGCCCUACACUGUGGGAUGAACUCACAGCUAGCUCAGGAUCCAUCCCAGAGUCAGCAGGUAUCAAACCCAUCGACGCACAUUCUAGAAGAUGUGAAGCCAAAAACCCUCCCUUUGGAUAAAAACAUUAACCAUCAGAUCGAAUCUCCGGGUGAAAGACGGAAGAAAAGCCCUCGAGAGAAUUUCCAGGCUGGGCACUUGUCCCCCUGUUCUCCCACCCCUCCUGGCCAAUCACCAAACAGGUCUAUCAGCGGGAAGAAGCUGUGCUCGUCCUGUGGGCUCCCUCUGGGCAAAGGAGCCGCCAUGAUCAUCGAGACCCUCCAUCUCUAUUUCCACAUCCAGUGCUUUAGGUGUGGGAUUUGUAAAGGACAGCUUGGAGAUGCAGUGAGUGGGACGGAUGUUAGGAUUCGAAAUGGUCUUCUGAACUGUAAUGAUUGCUACAUGCGAUCCAGAAGUGCUGGCCAGCCCACAACAUUGUGACGUGCUUUUCAAACUUCCAGAUCACUCACCAUUUCUUUCUGGAGGGUGUCCCCUGGCGACCAUUUCACCAAAUCCCAAGUGUGGGGGCUCCUUGGUGUUUAUCUAACUUCAGAAAGGCUGUUCUAAAAGAUGGUAUCUGUUCUUCUGUAGCACGGUGUUUGCAUUCUUCCUGGUUUUCCGUUUCGGUUUUGAUUUUUGUUUUCUUUUGGUUUUGCAUUUGCACAGUAUAUACAAACAAAUAAAUAUAAUGUCGUGAUCCUGUAGUUCACACAAAGAUCUUACCGUGGGCCAACAGGCUCAUGGUUUCAAAUGGGUUCUUCUCUUUUCUGAGAGUUCCUGAGAUGAAUGAGGCAAUAAACUUGUUUCGUUGUAGUAUUUUUAGGAAUUAAACACUUCUUGUUUACAGAAUUGAGCUGCAGAAAGCGCAAGACAUGCCAAUUUGAGAUGUGUCGUCUUCUAAGAUAGAAGCCUAGCGUUCAUGCAUUUCAGAAACUAAAAAUCACACCAUAGAGCUCUGAGCUAUAACUUGUUUUUAAUGCAGAGACGCUAGUCUGAUACUACAUACUGUAAUCCCGAGACAUCUCUUACUUACCUUUGGAGGUGGAAGUCCUACCAAUAAAUUAUUGCACCAUUAGUAUUAGAUUUUGUGUGCUUUGGAAGUUCUGUCAUUCAUAAAGGCUGGUCCGUUAAAGCGAACCCUUGCAGUAUCAGCUAGACUUACUCCAUGGGGACACUGCCCACGGGUAGGAAGAAACCAUAGGGAAAUAUUUCAGUCAUCGUCUCCAAAGUUCUUACCAAAAUCUGUGAGGAAGUUUUAUCUCCAGAAGAGUGGUGGGUCAGUGAGAGCCGGGAGGGUUUUGGUGCUUGCUUCUCUUCAGGCUGUAGAUUGAAUAAGAGACUCCAUGUGAGGCCUUUGGAAACUGUCACCAAGAUCAGUCCAGCAUGAAGUGUGACCAGGGCUCAUUCUUGCCUACAAGUUCUUCUUGAGGGCCCAAAGGUGUCUAAAGCAAAGCAUUAAGACACUCCUCCUAGAACCCAAUGACCUAUGUCGUCAUGAGCCACCGACGUGCGAUCAGCAAGAAGAACUUCCAACUCACAGUGCGCCCGGCCCACCGCAGUGGACAUCUGCCCUCUCCCGUUCUCCUGUAUCACCAACCCUCUUGACUGUCGACAAUUCUAGAACUUUAGAGCGGAGCUCUUGUGGAGAGCUGGCUUCCUGUCUGCCCUGUGUGAUGAGUUUCCGCUGGCCAAGAAAGGACUCCAGUUACUAAAAAGCAUCACGUUUUAGAUCUCCAGGCUGUUUUUCUUUAAGACUGGGGAAAGGGGAACUAUUUAUUCUGCCUUAAAAUGACGGCAAAUAAGUGAAGAUGACAUUUUGUGAAUGUAGACUAUGGAUAUACUCCUCUAAUAGGUUAAUGUAGUCAUACAAGGAGAUUAAGUAGAUGUUUUUCUGUUUAUGUAAGCAAUAAUUUUUUUUCCUGUGUCUUAUUGAGUAGGGCUAGCAAUUAUUUAUUUACAUGCUAGACUGUUCUCUGCAUGCGGGUUCCAUGUAAGUGCAGAAAUUCCCUCAGCCACUGGAGGUAGUUUGACCAUCUUGUCAUUUGGAAGAGCUGUUGUUAGAUUGGAAUUUACACAUCAUUUCAUUAAAAAAUUGUGCCUUAGAAAAUGCGAAGCUGUUGCACAUAGUCAGUGAUGAAUUCUGGAUACAGUAUGUUGAAGAGAGGUGAAGUCACUUCCAAGUCACUAAGACUUCUCGUGGAGGUGUUUGCUGUUUUACAGGAAAAAAAAAAAAAUUAAAAAAAAAAGAAAAAGAAAAAUAGAAAAAAAAUUUUAAAGUUUUGAAAAUGUACAGAUUAAGUUCAAUAUUUUGAUUAACCACUUGCAUGUUUUAUUAAAUAUUUUGAUAAUGUGGAUGUUUACACUUUGCAUGAUAUUAGCAGAGUACUUUGCCACAAAUAAUGCACAAAACAUGUACAAUAUGAUCAUUCAUAACCGAUUUUUAUAGAAUACUUUUUACAUGUGUAACUCCAUCUGUUAUGUAAGGACUAUAUGAAUAAUGCACAUUCUCCUCUGGUUUCACAAACCCAUUUAUACAUAUUUCUUAGUGAGCCUCAUUGUACAUGUAUUGAAGCCUGAAUCGAGUCAAGAAAAAUAAAGCCCCAUUCUCCAGCUGCGAAAUGUGCUUUCCCAUAAUGAACAAUAGUCACCAGCACAGAAUAAUCUCCAACAUUUUCUAAAUUCUAAUUGCCAACUGUUUCUAUUUAUACUUGAUUUCUAUUUCAUUUGGAGUCUGUUACAUGGCAUCUCGGGCAGACUAGAUCUUGUUUUUUCCAGUGCAGCAUAGCGAGUAUGAUCUAUUUCUUUUCAAAUAAUCUUUGAGAUCCCGGGGCGGGGGGGAAGCUCUGCUCUGUUGAGCUACGAUGGAAAUGCGCUUGUUUAAAAGGCAGAUGAGGCAAGUGAGUGAUUUAUUGUUCUUGAGGAAAUACACGAUUUUUCCCCUCAUGCUCCAAAAGCUAGUCCUUUCUCUUUCUUAAGAAAAAAUGAGUAACCCUUUGUUUUUCACUAACUAGCAAACCAUGUCAUUUCCUCAUUCUUUCUACGUAGUGUUAUUAAUGCAAGACCUAUUCUAGUUAUCUAUACACAGUGUAAGACGUAACAAACUGAAAUGAUCCACCUCGUAUGUGAGUCCGUCCGAAAGGUGUUACUGCUCUGGGUGGGCCAAUGUUCUCUAUCAGUUAUACUAACCUUCAUUUAAAAAUAUUUAUUCUAAAAUGCCUCUGAGAAAUAGUUAAAAAAAAAAAGAAAAAUUAAAAGUUGUCUAAAAUGCAACAGCUUUUAUAGUAUAUGUACAUUUAUAAAUAAAAUACUCAAAUCAA
Lontra canadensis (Northern American river otter) is the source of this 7895-nucleotide messenger RNA. RefSeq names its product LIM and calponin homology domains 1 (gene LIMCH1). The record is from RefSeq and is a predicted model, not a curated record. Gene Ontology annotation, molecular function: actin binding; myosin II head/neck binding. Gene Ontology annotation, cellular component: stress fiber. The coding region runs from base 64 to 5019 and encodes 1651 amino acids. Gene Ontology annotation, biological process: positive regulation of stress fiber assembly; regulation of focal adhesion assembly; actomyosin structure organization. NCBI's taxonomy places the organism in Eukaryota, Metazoa, Chordata, Mammalia, Carnivora, Mustelidae. The transcript is spliced from 35 exons.